Messenger RNA from Solenopsis invicta (red fire ant), 1809 nucleotides. RefSeq names its product nucleoside diphosphate kinase 7 (gene nmdyn-D7). The transcript is spliced from 9 exons. Gene Ontology annotation, biological process: GTP biosynthetic process; UTP biosynthetic process; CTP biosynthetic process. Gene Ontology annotation, molecular function: nucleoside diphosphate kinase activity; ATP binding. Bases 504 to 1658 code for a protein of 384 amino acids. Gene Ontology annotation, cellular component: centrosome. The record is from RefSeq and is a predicted model, not a curated record. Lineage: Eukaryota; Metazoa; Arthropoda; Insecta; Hymenoptera; Formicidae.
GUUUAUUUCGGUGUUCAAUAAUUGCGUUAUAAGUUUUUGUAUUAUCGAUCCUUCGUUGAAACACCACGGAACACAACCAGAAAAUUGUAACAUACUAUAUUAUCCACUGGAAAGUUUCGUAGACAUGGCUACGUAGUUCAAUAUGUCUACAUUGUGUUGGCAUAGAGGCGCAUUGCCCAGCAAUGCACAGCAAUGUCACAAAAACGUAACUUCCAGCUGAUCGGAUGUGAGCAAUAACAGUUUUCAAGGCUUUUUCUGCCAAAGCAAUUGUUUUUUUGUUAUUCCGUUAUAAACUUUUUUAUCUUUGAUAUUGUCGAGAUAUUCGGACGUGAUAUAACUGCAUGUGCAGCCCGAAUUAAAUUUAUACUUCCAAUUAGCUUGAUAUUUUUUUCAAUCUAAGUGACGAAAUUUAAUUUCUACAAGGGCACUUUCGGAGUUUUUCACAUAUUAUUGAUUAUUAUAAAUUAUAACAAUACGUUACGUCAGGAUAUGUAAGUUUCGAGAUGUCUACGGAUUACGGCGACAGAUAUGUAUUUGAAGCCGAGUGGUAUGACCAAAUCGCCUGUAUGCUGAAGAAAUUUUAUCUGUAUUACUAUCCAUCCGAUAAUACUGUCGAAUUGUUUGACUUAAAAACAAAGAAGACUUUUCUAAGGCGGACAACAUGUGAAGGUAUCAAAGCUAAGGAUUUUUAUGUCGGUACCGUCAUAACAAUAUUUUCAAGAUGCAUCAAAAUUACGGGUUACGCAGACACCUAUACCAAAACCAAAUUAGAAACGCAACUACAAAAAGUUUUUGUACUGUUGAAACCAGAUGUCGUUGACAAAAUGGGUGAAAUAUUAAAGGCCAUUACAAAUUACGAUUUUCAUAUCGCAAAUAUAAAAAUGAUAAGAUUAACUGCAAAUGACAUUGAAGAAAGUUGUCUUGUAAAAGAUGUGGCUGAUAAGACGUCUGUUAUAAAUUAUCUUAUUUCUGGCCCUGUCGUUGCUUUAGAAUUAUUAGGAGGCAAUGGUAUAAUGAGAUGGCAAGAACUGGCAGGCCCAGAUGAUAGUGAACAUGCUCGUUCAACGGCAGCAUCUUCAUUAAGAGCUCUCUAUGGAAAAGACGAGAUACACAAUGCCGUACAUGGAUCCAAAGAUACCGAAACGGCAACACAGGAAUUGCGAUACUUCUUUCCAGACUUGAAGAGUAAAAAUAAAGGCCUGAAAAACACUGCGACUUUGCAGAAGUGCACCUGUUGCAUCAUCAAGCCACAUGCUAUACAGGAAAAGCUUCUUGGUGCCAUUAUCGAUGACAUUCAAAAAGCAGGCUACGUGAUCACCGCGGCACAACAAUUUUAUAUUAAUCCAAUUAAUUCCGAGGAAUUUUUAGAAAUAUAUAAAGGCGUUCUUCUUGAAUAUACCGCAAUGGUAGCGGAAUUACAAUCCGGUCCAUGCAUCGUUCUGGAGGUGAGUCGUAAAGACGAAAGCCCUAACAUCGUUGCUGAUUUCAGGAAUUUAUGCGGUCCAAUGGAUCCGGACGUUGCGCGGCAAAUCAGACCGAAUACGCUUAGAGCAAAGUAUGGGAAAACGAAAGUACAGAACGCUGUACAUUGUUCCGAUUUACCGGAAGACGGCAUACUAGAGGUGGAAUAUUUCUUCAAGAUACUCGAUGGAGUCUGAGUGAUCAAAUGUUUCGUAUAUAAUAUAAAUAGUUAGAUUUAAUAAUUAUUAAAUCUACAUUAUUUGAAAAUUUAUUUAUAUACAUUAAUACGAGAAAAUAAAUUUUUUUAAAUAAAACAAUAUCAAUUCAAAUAUAUGACGUAUUCUGAUA